AUGGCUAACUCCGGAAACACACGGAUUUAUCACUUGAAAGCCUUCCGAGAGCUACGAAUAGUGACCCCAGAAAAGUAUACCAAAUUUGAGGAGGAGGAUGAAGAAGAAUGCGUUAAAGUGCGUUUAUUGCCGAGCGGCAUCGGAGUAGGACACAAAAACGAACACAACAGCAGUGGUAGUAGUGGCAACGUUCCAAGUACGGCUGAAAUAUUUGGGAGAGAAUUAAUCAUUGAUAAGGAAUACAAAUUUGGGUGUAACCAAAAAUUUGCCAUAUAUACAUUCACAGGAUGCACAAUUCAAAUAAAGGGUCGAACGUUGCAGGAGUAUGAGAGUGGGAACAACACAAUGAAGGAGUACUUAUCCCUAUCGAAGUUGGCAAAGAAAAAAAAAAAAAUUGGACCCAGAGUUCUCAUUACAGGAAAUAACAGUUCAGGAAAAAGUUCCGUUUCGUUAAUACUCCUCAAUUACGCAUUAAAGUCAGGAUUUAAACCUAUCUUUAUAGAAGCAGAUACAAAAUGUACAUGUGAUAAAGUCGAAUUAAACAGGGGACCUGGCAUUAUGAGUUCCUUUGUUUACGACCCCAUGAAUCGUAUGAAGUGUGCACUAGACUACUAUUUUGGCUACCUGGAUCUGAAUGAAGAUAUAAAUUUAUACUACCAUUUGAAUGAGUGCAUAAGCAGCUGUGUUCAUUUGAUGUUGCUCAACAAUUUGAACUGCAUAUCGUCUAGUGGAAAAACAGAUGCAGAACAGGAGGGUAUUUACGCUGCGGGUUUUAUUUUAAAUGUACCCUCGGAGGCAGACCACCACGUUAUUAAUAAUAUGAUUGAAAUAUACGGUAUAAAUAUUGUCAUCGUGAUUGAUAAUGCUUUUUUGCACUACUCGCUGAAGGACCAGUAUGGGGAGGAGACUGCUCGGCGUGGCGCGGACCGGGGGCGCGCCUUCGCCCGGGAGGGCGGUUCAGACUACGACCGGGAGUACAAUCGGGAGUACAGUCGGGAGUACAAUCGGGACCACGACCGGGACUAUCGCCGCGAUACCUGGCGCGAUUCCUGGCGCGAUUCCCGGCUUGACCCCCGGCUUGACCCCCGGCGCGACUCCCUGGCCGAGGCAAGCCGUAAGCCAACCGCUCUUCCCGCUGUGUCCUCCGCGGAUCAACAGCGAAACGACAAUAAAGACACGGAUGAACCAGUCAGGAAAGUAGAAAUUGUGGGCAUGCCCAAGUACGAAGGAGUGAUCCCAUCAGAUAAUAACCGAGUAAGGUAUUGUAAAAAUUUGUGGUACUAUGAAUAUUUUACGAAAGAUAUUAUCGUAACGAAAAACCUACACAGAAAGAGUCAUGUCAUUUCAUUUAAGUAUAGCUUGACUAGUUUCAUUAAAUUGGACACCAACUUGGCUGUGCCCUUGUCGGCACUCCCAGCGGAUGCGAGAGACAUACAGAGGGAAAACGUAUCGGUUAGUUUGUAUAAUGGGAAUAUUAGCAACCUGACGCACUGCAUUUUGGGAGUGUCCUACUCGAAGGACCUUCAUUACGUGCAUCUGAUGAAUAUAGCUGCGUUCGUGCAUGUGCAGAGUGUGCGUCUCGUCGAAUCGGAGGUGGGGGAGGAUACGGGGAGGAGUGAGAUGGGCGCUGAUGCGGUGCAGGGCAAUGCAGCGCAGGGCAAUGCGGACGCGCAGAACGACUACUUGAUCGAAAUUUUAUGCCCCCUGUCCGUCACCACGAAGAACCUCCCGCCCUACUUCGUCGUCCCGGGCAACGCCAAGCAGAUGAAGUUUUAG
Molecule: messenger RNA, 1776 nt
Organism: Plasmodium cynomolgi strain B
Lineage: Eukaryota; Apicomplexa; Aconoidasida; Haemosporida; Plasmodiidae
Exons: 2
Coding region: 1-1776 (591 amino acids)
Biological process (GO): cleavage in ITS2 between 5.8S rRNA and LSU-rRNA of tricistronic rRNA transcript (SSU-rRNA, 5.8S rRNA, LSU-rRNA)
Cellular component (GO): nucleus
Molecular function (GO): polynucleotide 5'-hydroxyl-kinase activity
Source: RefSeq, a predicted model, not a curated record